CGAUACCAUCGCUUCAACAGCAGCCUUCAGACAAGAGGUCACCUGUCCUCGAAGUUUUAAGGACUGGAAAUAAAAAUACACUGAGCCAACAAGAUUCAAAAGAGAAAUAAAAGAAGUAGAAUCCCUAAGAAUGGCCUCCCUAAGCUCCAGCCUCUGGAAUGAAACCACUACAUCUGUUUAUCAGUACCUUGGUUUUCAAGUUCAAAAAAUUUACCCUUUUCAUGAUAACUGGAACACUGCCUGCUUUGUCAUUCUGCUUUUAUUUAUAUUUACAGUGGUAUCUUUAGUGGUGCUGGCUUUCCUUUAUGAAGUGCUUGACUGUUGCUGCUGUGUAAAAAACAAAACUGUGAAAGACUUGAAAAGUGAACCUAACCCUCUUAGAAGUAUGAUGGAUAACAUCAGAAAACGUGAAAUUGAAGUGGUCUAGCACUCUACCUAGGAUGAACAAAUCUCUGGAAACAGCUUUCAACUACUGAGAAAAAAAGGAAAAUUUUCUGAGACAAACUGUUGUUAUGAAAAUUGACUCUGAAUGAUUAAA
Messenger RNA from Nyctereutes procyonoides (raccoon dog), 538 nucleotides. It is a transcript of the gene SMIM18, whose product is annotated as small integral membrane protein 18. The coding region runs from base 131 to 427 and encodes 98 amino acids. The transcript is spliced from 3 exons. The record is from RefSeq and is a predicted model, not a curated record. Lineage: Eukaryota; Metazoa; Chordata; Mammalia; Carnivora; Canidae.